AGCGGGUACACGAAGUCGCAAGCUGAUAUCGGUGCUGGAAUCUGAAAUGGAGCCAGAAGUGGGGGAAAACCUAGAUAUCCAGAAUUAUUUGUCACUGUGCAUCUCGAAUGGUGAUAUUGCGGUUGUUCUCUGGAACGCAUCGACGCAUAUACUGCAGUACUGUCCUGAUAACUCAUUAGAAGUUGAGGAUAUGCGAUUAAAACAGAUCAUCCUCCGUGCCAAACCAACAGCACUUCUUGCCACAAAGGCAACUUUUGAUGCACUGAAGUCAGUGGUGUGUAUUGAGAAUACUCCAGAAGUGUAUAAAGAAAUCGUUCCUGAAAAUUAUUAUAGUAAUGCCUUCUUCACAAAUCGUAACCGUCUUGAGCGGAAGAAUUUCUAGAAGACUCUUGCCAUUUGUUGAGGAUUUCUUCUAUGCCCCCCAAUCUUGAUGAGUUUGGGAAAACGAUUUACGUGAAGUCAUUGUUUCAAGUUGAUUCAAGCCUAUUGAGAGCUCUAGGUGGUUUAGUGUUCAAGAUAGCUGUGUCUCAAAACACGCAAAAUGAUGAUUUGAAUAAGAGUCUGUUGCAGAUAACUGAUAUACAGAUUUUCAAUAAUCAAGACACGUUAUUUGUUAAUAGACUCACUUUACAACACUUGGAAAUCUUCAAAUGCUUUGAAAUAAUUGAGGAA
Molecule: messenger RNA, 672 nt
Organism: Trichobilharzia regenti
Lineage: Eukaryota; Metazoa; Platyhelminthes; Trematoda; Strigeidida; Schistosomatidae
Source: the annotation of a GenBank genome assembly